Molecule: messenger RNA, 429 nt
Organism: Penicillium waksmanii
Lineage: Eukaryota; Fungi; Ascomycota; Eurotiomycetes; Eurotiales; Aspergillaceae
Exons: 2
Coding region: 1-429 (142 amino acids)
Source: RefSeq, a predicted model, not a curated record
AUGCAACUCACCAACGUUGUGGGCCUCUGCCUCCUGGCCAUGACCGCCAAUGCGGCCGUCCUGCCCCGAUUCGCCGGCCCCUACCACGGCGCUCGCAUCUCAGUGCAUGUGCCCAGAAAUGGUACAGCUCCCAAUAACGCGACCACCACUAGCACCGCCACCAAAGCCAAGGGAGCACUGGUCACGGGUGUGUCAACGGUCAAGAACGGCAGUAGCAGUAACGUGCCUCACUCGUCGCAUGGCCCGCAAAAUGCCAAUAUCCCACUGAACUCGAAUAUUCCCAACCACAUCAAGCACAUCAACCACUGUAACGAGCUGUGCUCAUUGCAGUCACAGACGUGCACGAUUGCGAUGCCGGAUGAGGAUGAGUACUGCAACAAUGGGUACAAGCAGUGCGUAUCUAAGUGCCACCCAAGUGAUUUUGAGUAA